AUGAUCGAGUUUCUUGUCGGUGUUUGUUUUGGAAUUUUCUGUGUGAGUUUGCAACAAAGGAACACUUGAAAAAAUAAUACAAAACAUAUUUCAGGCCUGGGUUUGGAACUUAUUGUAUAUAGAAGACACUGAUUCCGCCCACCCACAAUUGGAUUGUUCUGCUGUUAAUGAUCAUCCAAUAGCGUUGAUUGAUUCGGACUGUGAAGAUGAAGAAGAUGCCCAAAUUGACAUUGAUGCAUUUUACGAUAAACAUUAUGGUCCAAUUCAUGACACCUCGACUCAUGCAGGUAGCAUGGCGGCCCUUUGGGAUUUUAUUAAGUGCACAGAUGUUAGUUUGUAUUUUAUAAUAAAAAAAAGUAAUAGCGUUUUUUCAGGAUUACACUCAAGAAUUCAUCUAUGCACAAAUGGACGAGGACUUGCGCGAAAACAUAUGGGAGUAA
Molecule: messenger RNA, 440 nt
Organism: Caenorhabditis angaria
Lineage: Eukaryota; Metazoa; Nematoda; Chromadorea; Rhabditida; Rhabditidae
Source: the annotation of a GenBank genome assembly